Messenger RNA from Babesia sp. Xinjiang, 1113 nucleotides. Its product is annotated as Phosphatidylinositol 4-phosphate 5-kinase 8. The transcript has 2 exons. Lineage: Eukaryota; Apicomplexa; Aconoidasida; Piroplasmida; Babesiidae. The coding region runs from base 1 to 1113 and encodes 370 amino acids. The record is from RefSeq and is a predicted model, not a curated record.
AUGCACAUAGAGCGUAGAAUCAUGGGCAAUGCAAACGGAAGGAUCCGUUGCUGCCAUAGGCGCGGAUCGGUUGGCGGUUCUGAAGUUCGUCAUAAUGAUAAAAGUAAACAAGUAGGAGCCGUUCCUAAAGGAGCUCGAAAUGUAAAUACUGUUGCCACUAAAACGGUGGAAAGUGAACCGAAAGGGCCGCCUCCGAGGGAUAGGCAGUCGUCUUCUCAUUCCGUUUCUGCUUUAGUGUCUACUGGAUUUGUGGAGCCAAAGUUCGAGGGUUGGGACGACAAGGUGUUGGCAUCUUUACUAGGUGGCCAACCUACAAAGCUUGAAAACGUGGUUGGUACCGAUAUAGGUAACGGUAUGGUCGAGCGGGGUCCAGUUUUGCUGCCUGAUGGAUCCGUGUACUGUGGUCAGUGGCGCGGCGAUAUACGUCAUGGUUUGGGGAAGCACUUUGCUAUGGACGGUACGCGUUACGUCGGUUCCUUUGACUCUAAUCUCUACGAUGGUACCGGGGAGCUCACUUAUGUCAACGGUGACAACUUCAAAGGUAUUUUCAAGGCUGGGUUGCGUAACGGUAAGGGUGUGAUGCUGUAUGCGAAUGGCGACACUUUCGAUGGCACUUGGCGCAACGGCCUGCGACAUGGUUUUGGCGUCGAGCGUUUUGCUGAUGGCUCUGUGUACAUGGGUAUGUUUAAGGACAACAGGCGUGAUGGGAAUGGUGAGCUGAAGAUGAGCAACGGAGUGGUGUACGAGGGCAUGUUUGACAACGACGUGACUGGACAGGGUCGAAUGGUUUGGCCUACUGGUGAGAGUUACAUGGGCGAAUUUCGUCACGGUUUUAAGCACAAUUAUGGUAUGACUACUUACCGUAGUGGCCCAGUGGUGAGCGAGAAAGGCACUUACAAUAUGGGUCGGAUGGACGGGGUAUUCGAAUGUGUUAUGCGCGACGGUCAUACAUUCCUGCGCAUUUACAAGAACGGAGAGCUAGUGAAGGACAUAACUAACAACAAGAACGCUGUCAAACGCAUGAAAUCGGUGCAUGUUAACGGCAUAUCCGGCGGAGGUUUGGUUUUGGUCGACGAAGAGGUAAAUAAGAACGGUGCUAGGAGCCAUAUUUAG